AUGCUGCAUCGAGUGAACCCGAUAAAGCCCCUCCUUCAGAGUCAUACAAAGUUGUAUGUAUACAAUGCUGAUAAAGAACCACCAGAAGAACAUAGAGCGGAGGUGAAGGCGCCAACACUGGGUGCUGGGGGGCGCGGGGCCGAGAUAAAGCCGUCGGCGCAGGAUGAGGCCGCGUUGAAACGAGAGAGAAUUUAUGAGGGUGUUCUCGUUCUAGCGGGGGUGAGGCCGCUCGCGCGGACCACGCGUGUUGUCAUAAAGCCGUAG
Messenger RNA from Arctia plantaginis, 264 nucleotides. The record is from the annotation of a GenBank genome assembly. Lineage: Eukaryota; Metazoa; Arthropoda; Insecta; Lepidoptera; Erebidae.